UGGUUCGGAUCUCCAGCAUUGACAGAAGGGCUCCACUGCGCAAAGAUUCUAUUUUCUUUACUUUCCUUAGAUCUCGGUAAUUGCCAGGCGCCGAACCUCCUUCUCGACGGUCGUGGGCUCCAAUAUGCUAUUUUGGCGCCGGAUGAUCACAACCGGGAUCCGGGACAGCUUCUGAACGGUUCAGGGUCGUCACUUGGAGUAGAUCGUUACAACGAGAUCCCUCUUCCUCAAGCUAUGGGUGACAGCAAAGGUAAAGUUACGCUUCUGGAGAGCUACAAGAAAAUCCAAGAUUCGAAAGUGAUGGGGCCUCUGAGCUGCAAAAACGCCACCAUUGUCAGUCAGUAUCUUUGUUCUGUUCCUCAACAAAAGAACGGUGGCGUUAUGUUGUUUUCGAUUCUGCUAGCGAAUCUUGUUUUUCUCCAAGCAGCUUGGAGAAUACUGACUUGGACUGCUGAUGGGCUGAUAUCGAAAGGAAAUACGGAGGCUAUGUUUUGUCAGGGCUGUCAAGCCAAGAAUGGCUCCUAUCAGUCAUUGCAGGACUUCAACACGACUAGAAACGGCCUUGAGGCAGCCCCGGGCAAGACUAUGGUAUGGAGUGAGAGCAGAGAGACGAUAUCCAGAGAGUGA
Messenger RNA from Colletotrichum abscissum, 627 nucleotides. RefSeq lists its product as uncharacterized. The annotation marks the transcript as partial. The record is from RefSeq and is a predicted model, not a curated record. Lineage: Eukaryota; Fungi; Ascomycota; Sordariomycetes; Glomerellales; Glomerellaceae. The transcript has a single exon.